CCCUGCAGGCUGCCAUGGCUGCCGUUGACAGCUUCUACCUCUUGUAUAGGGAAAUCGCCAGGUCAUGCAAUUGCUACAUGGAAGCUCUAGCCUUGGUUGGAGCCUGGUAUACAGCCAGAAAAAGCAUCACUGUCGUCUGUGACUUUUACAGCCUGAUCAGGCUGCACUUUGUCCCUCGCCUGGUGAGCAGAGCAGAUCUGAUCAAGCAGUAUGGAAAAUGGGCAGUUGUGAGUGGUGCAACAGAUGGGAUUGGAAGAGCCUAUGCAGAAGAGUUAGCAAGCCGUGGUCUCAAUAUUGUCCUGAUUAGUCGGAACCAAGAGAAGUUGCAGAUGGUUGCUAAAGACAUUGCUGACACCUACAAAGUGGAAACUGAUAUUAUAGUGGCGGACUUCAGCAACGGCCGUGAGAUCUACAACCCGAUUCGAGAAGCCUUGAAAGACAAAGACAUUGGCAUUUUGGUAAAUAAUGUGGGUGUGUUUUAUCCCUACCCUCAGUAUUUUACUCAGGUCUCCGAGGACAAACUCUGGGACAUCAUAAAUGUAAACAUUGCUGCGGCUAGUCUGAUGGUCCACAUAGUGUUACCAGGGAUGGUGGAGAGAAAGAAAGGUGCUGUUGUCACUAUCUCUUCUGGCUCCUGCUGCAAACCAACUCCCCAGCUGGCUGCCUUUUCUGCUUCUAAGGCUUAUUUAGAUCACUUCAGCAGAGCAUUGCAGUAUGAAUAUGCUUCUAAAGGAAUCUUUGUACAGAGUCUAAUCCCAUUCUACGUGGCUACCAACAUGACUGCCCCUGGCAGCAUUCUGCACAAGUGCCCGUGGUUGGUGCCUUCACCAAAAGUAUAUGCACAUCAUGCUGUUUCUACCCUUGGCAUUUCGAAAAGGACCACAGGAUAUUGGUCCCAUUCCAUCCAGCUCUUGUUGUUUAUCUGUGUAUGAAAAUGCUGCUUUUCAACUGAUAUUUCAUUAGAGAACCAUAUAUGUAUGGAUGUUAUGUUCAUUGAGGCAACUUUAUAGGUAAGUUACUUUAAAAAGUUUUUUUGUCAAGAUGAUUUAAUGUGGAACCUUACAGGGUAUUCAAGUUCUAGAUGACUCCUCUUCAUACUAAACAAGCUUACCCAAUUUUGUGCUAUAGGCUUGCCAUGUUAUAAUAUUACUUAAAACAUUCUGUUUUUUUUUAAAUCUACCAUGGAAUUAGUUCAUUCUGAGAUUUGGAUAUGUAAUGAUUGACUGUCAAUAAUCUCUUGAUAUAUAAUUAUUGUGGAUAAGUAGUGAUUUCUCAGCCUAUGACCCAUUUUUUUUUAACUGAAAUUUAGUCCUUUAGAGCUUGUUAAAUCUAGUUUUCAUACACUUUUCUAUGUAAUAUUAUUCCAUUCCAGUAGCAUUAUUGGUGUAAAUAUCAAGUAUUUAUGGAAAAGUAGUUAAAAUAUGGACAAAUGUGUGUGAUAUGUAUUGUAUCUGUUGAAAUAAGUUAGAAACUCAUUUUUUGUUCUUGCAAUUAAUUUAUGCAUUAUAGUGAAUACUUUUAUUGGUGUGAAGAUAAUUAUGUACAACCCUCCACAAUAUGGGUUAGCAUUGAAAUGUACUGUGAAAUGUUUUUGGUUCAGGCCCUAAGCUUUAAAGCCAGACAUUUUGAGAACCACACACCUAGUGCUUUGACAGUUAUAAAUCACUGUAUGAAUAUGACAAUAUGUGCAAAAUAGAAAUUCGGAAUUUAAUAUUGGGGCACUGAUGCAGAAGCUAAUACAUUUUUGAAAUCAGGAUUUUUAUGGAAUUUUCUCCUGAGAUGAUGUUCCAUUUUGAGUAGGCCUAAGCCUGCUUUGAUGUUAUACCCACAAUUUUGCCAGUGACAUUGCCUCAGUAUUUCCAGAUGUGACUUGGACUUGGUUCAUAAUCUCUUCCACUUACAGAUCAGGCCUUCAUUAUAUAAGAAGACAUUCAGAUGUGAAAAGGUACACACUAGCGGCACUAUAUAACACUGAAGGUUUUGGUGGAGUUAGAAGCCUUUAUUUGGUCACAUUUGGCAUUUUCUCUCACUCAACAAUUAAUUUAUGGUCAUUAAGACAGGAGAAAAAUUGACUUCAUGCUACAUUGACCUGAACUUUGAUGUGUAAUAAGCAGCAGCAACUUUAUGUAAAAAAAAUACCAUAUUUAUAGCUAAGGUGUGAUGUGGUACAGCAAUGUCUUACACUUAUAGAUUAGGUAUUGAAUCAUUGUUACAUGAUGAGAAUGAGUAAACCAUGUCAGUGAUGUUUUAAAAUUCUCUACUUGGCAGGAUGCAUGUGAAUAAGCUGAUUGAUACAAAGUUAGUGAAAGAUCAAAACCUAGAAUCUUCCUUGGGUUUUGUGUUUCAUAAAAUACUCUCCCCUAGAGCUCAUUUUAGAGUCAUAAUUGGAUCACUGUUGAUGGGGUUUCUUAUUAAGAAUGUAGGAAAUAAGAACCUUUGAAACAGGCUGUGAACAAGUUAAUAAUGAAGGUGGUUGCUUCUUUCUUUGGAAGAGGCUUUGCUCCAUAUAUUUGUAAAUGGGUUGUCUGGAAUGAGAGAUACAUUUUCCCCAUAGAAACAAUUAUUUAAAAAUUGUGAAAACCUAAUUUAAUAACACCUGUGGAUGCAAUUCAUUAAGAGCUGGUAAUUCAAGAAAAUUGUUCAUAAGCGUGUCUUUUGAAAAUACUAAGUUGAUUUCUUCAUCUCAUUCUCCUGAUAGGAUGAGAUGAAGAGGGUUGAUUUUGAUCGUUGACUUUGGCAACAUGGAGAUCACUGGCAGUUUUGCCAUAAGCCAUUUCAUCGAUUGGUGGGGAUGAAAGGUAGAUUGUAGUGGGUUCGAGAAAGAGUGGGAAGAACUGGGAGACAGCAAGGAGAGACAGCUCAGUAGGAGUAUUUUUGUUUUGUUUUGUUUUAAUCUUAAGUUACUUAAAAUCCUGUCAAUUUGGGAACCAGAGGGUUUAGGUGGUGGUCUUCUAUCUUUUACAUUGUGUGCCCUCUGAAGCCAAGUCCAGUCUUUCCGUGUCUCUGUCUCAGUAU
Molecule: messenger RNA, 3015 nt
Organism: Molossus molossus (Pallas's mastiff bat)
Lineage: Eukaryota; Metazoa; Chordata; Mammalia; Chiroptera; Molossidae
Gene: HSDL1
Product: hydroxysteroid dehydrogenase like 1
Exons: 4
Coding region: 15-932 (305 amino acids)
Source: RefSeq, a predicted model, not a curated record